Messenger RNA from Symbiodinium natans, 1629 nucleotides. NCBI's taxonomy places the organism in Eukaryota, Dinophyceae, Suessiales, Symbiodiniaceae. The record is from the annotation of a GenBank genome assembly.
AUGGCCUAUGCGGCUCUCAUACCUGACAUGGAGAGCCCCUCGAAGCCGAGCCGCACAGCGGAGGCUCGUUAUCCGGGGUCUCGGAAUCGCAGCAACUGCUCGAGCACCUCCAGUGACUCCGAGAACUCCUCGUGGUUGCAGUGGGCCGAGAUGAAUGGGCGGCCCCCGCCGCGCUGCUUCGUCAACGCAGAGGUGGAGCGCCUGGCCAACGAGAAGAACCGGGCCCUGAGGUACAGGGAGACUGCCGGACCGGCCUACAAGCUGCUCUUCGAGACCGUCGUGGCAUCGGUGUUGGGCCCCACACUGAUCUUCAUCUUGGUGUACAGCGGCUCCUCUUGUGAGAAUGGCAUGGACAAGCCUGUCCCGUAUUAUGUCUGGUGCUGCGCCUUACCCUUUGCAUUGUUGCAUUUCGUGCAAGAGGUCCGCGUCUUUCGCUACACUGUAGUGCCCUACUUCCAGGUGGUGGGCCGCUUCCAAAUGCUCAGGGUGCGCCUAGGUCCAGAGCUUUGGAUCACGCUGAACACGAUCAAGUCGUUGGCGUUUCAGGGUGCCGUCUUCUCGAACGCAGUCUUCGCUGCCCGAACAUUUGCCACCUCGCACUGCAGUCUGCAAUAUCACGGGUACUCAGAACAACUAGGUUCCUUCAAGACGGAGACCAGCUUCGAUGAGAUCUGGCAAAUCACGCUGCGGCAAUCAAAUUUCCUGUUCUUCCUGAGAGACGCUCCCUUGUCUGCUCAGGUCAUGUUUUGCUGGCUGCUGUCCUUUGCGCCCCUCAUCCACGCAAUUCUAGAAUCUUUGCCCGGCGAUCGGUGGGUCUGGGAUCUGGACUUCACCCUGGAUGUGGAAAAACCCAACGGUCAAGUGGCCAGCGCGGCUGACACCUCCGGCGAGUAUCAAAAUGUCUUGGGGGGUACCUUCACCUUUGGGGACUCCGUAAUGAUGCUGUCAAGCGGCCUGGGAAUGUAUCUUAUCGACGAGCAGAGCCCCUCGUAUCCACGGACCAAGACCUACAAAGUUCUGGACAAGCUCUUGCAUUGCCUAAAGGAGGACUCCGGCACCGGCGAGAAGUCUGUGACCUCGUCGCAGGAUGCACUGAACGACAUGCGCCAACCCUUGCAGAUCUACACCAGAAAUGCAUUGACCCGGUGUUUUCUGAAAGUGAUUACCCUCGGCUUGUUCAACAGCGCUUUGCAGAUCCACGUGCAGAUCUCCGUUUACGCCAUGUUUCGGGCUACCAGUGCCAACAAGGCUGUGGACUUCCAGCGCUUGGUCUCCAUCGGCCUUAGCGUCGGCAGCGCUCUCUUCUUGCUGAUCAACGUGGAGAAGGUCCUCAACUACGGGUCCACCGCUAUCAGGAAGGUGGAGGAUGUCAUGGCGCACAUCAACGAGUCCGCCAUGCCAGUGACCUGGAAGGAUUUGAAGAAUUACUUUGCAUACAGGUCCGCGGAGAAUCAGGUCAUGCGAUAUCGAAGCUACGUGCGCUACUCUGCUGUUGCCUUCGUCCUCUGCAUCGGCCUGGCCAUGACCAAGCUGGGCAUGGUUUUUCGGUGCCCCGACGCGUUGUGGAACCUGGGCUCACAGCACUCUUGCGUAGACCUGGCGUCGGUUCUGGUUCACACAGCUCCCUGA